Molecule: messenger RNA, 1013 nt
Organism: Durusdinium trenchii
Lineage: Eukaryota; Dinophyceae; Suessiales; Symbiodiniaceae
Source: the annotation of a GenBank genome assembly
AUCGUAACCUCUAUUACCUGAGCAACUUGCUUGCAUUCAGGAAGCUGCUUGGCAGUUUUCGUUUUUUUAUUUUAGGCCCUGCAGCGUCGGCUUUUGCUUUCUAGGCCCAGUCUUUACAGAACUGUUUUCAGCACAGCCCCUGGAGUUGUGAAGACUUGGGGCUGUAGACUGGAGACCAACAACAAACAGAAGAGAGCCCAUUGGCACAGUGGCAUGCCAGAUAUGUCGGAGAGUCUGCUGGCUUUAGAGGCACUGGAUUCAUGGCGACAACAGAGCGGACUCCGUUUAUGAAUCCAGAUAAUGACUUGUCGAGCUUGAAGGACACAGCUGUUCGACAUGGCUUUGUUCGGAAGGUCUUCGGCAUCCUUGGAGUGCAGCUUUUUGCUACUACAAUUGUGGCAGGCUUCAUUACCAUCUAUGGCGAUCAUUUGGUGUCAUCAAAUCCUGGCCUGGUAACCACGCUGAUGGUGUGCUCAAUUAUGCUCGUCCUCAGUGUUAGCUGCGUUUUCAUGUGCUGCCCAGACACCAUGAGGCGGAGUCCCACCAACUAUGCGCUGCUGUCGCUCUUCACCUUGGCAGAGGCCGUCCUAGUUGGCUUCAUCUGCGUCCAAUACACAGUGCAGUCGAUCCUGGUGACUUUGGCCAUCACAGCAGUGGUGACUCUGUCGCUGAUGCUCUUUUCUUGCCAGACCACGUAUGAUUUCACUGGCUAUAUGCCCUACAUGUUUACCGCCACAUUAGUUCUGCUCUUCCUGGGGAUUGGCAUCUCCAUCUCUGCAGCCUUUGGGGCUGCAGGCACCGGCGCCUUUAAGGUUCUGAACAUGAUUUAUGCUGGUCUGGGUGCCUUGAUGUUUUCCUUCUACAUCGUUCUCGACACGCAGAUGAUCCUGGGCGGAAAGCACAGCAAGUUCAGGUUCUCCAUCGAUGACUAUUGCAUGGCCGCCAUUAAUAUCUACAUGGACAUCGUGCAGCUUUUCCUCUUCCUUCUGCAGCUCCUCGGCGAGCGCAAAUGA